Lingula anatina is the source of this 945-nucleotide messenger RNA. RefSeq names its product high-affinity choline transporter 1-like. The record is from RefSeq and is a predicted model, not a curated record. Gene Ontology annotation, cellular component: plasma membrane. Gene Ontology annotation, biological process: choline transport; transmembrane transport; acetylcholine biosynthetic process. Gene Ontology annotation, molecular function: choline:sodium symporter activity. Lineage: Eukaryota; Metazoa; Brachiopoda; Lingulata; Lingulida; Lingulidae.
AUGGCUGUCCAUGUGUGGGGACUCGUCUCCAUAAUUGUGUUCUACUUGCUUAUCUUCAUCCUUGGGAUCUGGGCGGCGUGGAAAAAUAAAAAGAAGGGGAAGGAUGCGACGAGUGAGGAUGUCUUGCUCGCAGGGAGAAAUAUUGGGGUAUUUAUAGGUAUAUUUACUAUGACAGCUGCAUUCUUUGUCAAAAAGAUGCGCAAAGGCAAUAAUGUCACUAUGCUGGAUCCCUUCAACCGAAAGUUUGGUAAAAUCAUGACAGGUUUCUUGUUCUUGACGGCUUUUACCGGGGACAUAUUUUGGUGUGCUGCAACUUUAUCUUCAUUAGGUACAACUCUGACCGUGGUUGUCGGGUUCGACCACUGGAUCGCCAUCACGCUGUCGACAGCAGUGGUCCUGAUAUACACGUUGUUUGGAGGACUUUACUCGGUCUCCUACACUGACGUCAUGCAGAUGUUGUUCCUCUUUGUAGGCCUGUGGCUGGCCAUUCCGUUCGCAAUGUCCAACCCCCUGAUGACGUCACUAUCAGAGACAACAGAGAAGUGGGUAAGGACAGUCCCUAACCACGAUAUCAGCACUUACAUAGACAUACUCNUGUUCCUCUUUGUAGGCCUGUGGCUGGCCAUUCCGUUUGCAAUGUCCAACCCCCUGAUGACGUCACUAUCAGAGACAACAGAGAAGUGGGUAAGGACAGUCCCUAACCACGAUAUCAGCACUUACAUAGACAUACUGCUACAAAUCAUGAUGGGAGGAAUACCUUGGCAGGCUCUGUGGCAGCGAGCAUUGGCGAUGAAGUCAUCGAGGUUGGCGGAGAUGAUGUUGUACGCAGGCGCAGCAGGAUUUGCAGUGUGCACAAUCCCGCCUCUACUCAUAGGGAUGGUGGCAGUGUCUAUUGGAACGCCACAGCGUACGACGGAGCACUUCCGUUUCCGACAGAUGACCUAA